Egretta garzetta (little egret) is the source of this 2644-nucleotide messenger RNA. It is a transcript of the gene SFT2D1, whose product is annotated as SFT2 domain containing 1. The coding region runs from base 1 to 555 and encodes 184 amino acids. Gene Ontology annotation, biological process: vesicle-mediated transport. The transcript has 8 exons. Lineage: Eukaryota; Metazoa; Chordata; Aves; Pelecaniformes; Ardeidae. Gene Ontology annotation, cellular component: membrane. The record is from RefSeq and is a predicted model, not a curated record.
AUGCCUACACCGUCACCCUGUAAGGAACAGGAAUUGAAGUGGAAUCACAUUGCUUACAGUGGAGACUUGUAUGAAUAUGUACGAUGGAUUCUGUCUAGUAACAGGAAAAGCCUUUUUCUUUCCUUUCCUCCUAUUAAGGUCCUCGAUGCCUCAACACUCAGCUUUGGUACUCGAGUCAGAUGGUUUGCCAUAUGUUUUGUUGCUGGCAUUGUGUGUUCUAUUCUUGGAACAGCAUUGCUAUGGCUCCCAAAGGGAAUCAAACUUUUUGCAGUGUUUUACACCCUGGGAAAUAUUGCUGCAUUAGCCAGUACAUGUUUCCUGAUGGGGCCACUGAAACAAUUGAAAGCAAUGUUUGAGCCAAAAAGAUUAAUAGCUACAGUUGUGAUGUUGCUUUUCCUAGUAUUGACUCUGUGUGCUGUAUUCUGGUGGAACAAAAAAGGUUUGGCGAUGUUAUUCUGCAUAUUGCAGUUCUUGGCAAUGACCUGGUAUAGUCUGUCAUAUAUUCCUUUUGCAAGGGAUGCUGUGAUUAAAUGCUUCUCAUCCUGUCUAGGGUAAAUUAAAACCAGGAACCACUGUGUGCUUUAAAAGCUAACUCUUAUUCCUCUGUGAAUGUUGCUCAGAAAACUAUACUUUUCCACUCAUGAAAUACCCAGUAACAAUUUAGUAUUUUCCUUGCCUUUUGCAUUUGGGGGUUUAAAUAAUUUUUCCUAGAAACAGUUUUAAAAAUAAAUUGGGUGAACUGUUUGUGUUCACCCUGGAAUUUUUAGGCUAUUUUUAACAAGGAAGUACAUUUAAAUACCUUGUGCAGGCGAGUCUUAAAACUACCUUGCAUCCAGUAACACAGUUUAUUCCCCAGUGGAGGCAGACCACUAAGAUCUGGGUUGUAUGCUUAAAGAUUUCACUUACAGUUCUGUCAAAAAUUUGCGAUGUGCCGUUUAUGUUUGUACAUUAUUCACUGUAUGCUUUUCCAAAGACAGAGUUUUAUAAACAUUGUAAAGAUUUGGUAAGUUAUAUGCUGCUUUGAAAUGUCUAUACAUGUGCCUUAUGGAAAAAGCUUAAUGAGAAGAUGUGAAAGGUCUGUUUAAAGCCUGUUGAAUUUUAUUAAAAAGCUAUAUUUUAAACGUUUUUUCUUUACUUUCAUACUUAAAUACUUUUUAGUAAAAGAACUUAUGGCUAAGGUAUAAAUGAUAUUUGUGAAAUAAAUCAACUUUAAAGGUGCCCAAACUAUUUUUUAUUUAGGUAUCUGCUUAUAGAGGACUGAAAAUUUCAGCAUUGCACUUGAAUAACUAUGAAAAUUUAUUAAAAAGUGGGGUAUGUAUACAACUGUAUCCAAAUUUGGUUAUUAGAUCUGCAGAAGUGACUUUAAAGCUUCUUUGUGUUGGUGUUUAGACAAACUGUUCAUUCUGACUUAAACUGGUAACGGAUUGGAGUGAAAUGCUCUAAUACUUUGCCUAGCUUCAGUAAGAUGUUCUUGUUUCUAGUUUUUUGCAGCUAAGCGCCAUUCAGUUAUUCAGGAGCGAAGUGAAAUCCUUAACAUUUGAUGGCCAACACUAUUACCAGGAGGUUCUUUUUAGUACAGGUUGGGUGUGCUUGAUGGCCUGCGGUCUAAACCCCAGUUGUUUUGGAUUCUUUUUCCCUGCUAAUCCAAAAAUAGAAGAAUGGAUGGAUUUGAAAAGAUGUGAGCUGCAGUGUCAGGAAGGGGAAACCCCCCUGACUUUUAGUAUUCAGGGUUCAGGCUGAAGAGAGGAAUUGCAGUACGUUCCUGCUAAAUCUCUGUAUUGUUGCACAAUAUAGCAACAUCUCUUGGGGAAGCUGUAGAAAGGAUGACUGCAUGAUUUUUUGCAGCUAAACUGCCAACCAAGCCACACCUUCUAGGUGAUCAAUAACAAUAAAUGGCCAGUGAGGAGGCAUCCUUCCUGCUGGUGAGAGGGGACCAGGUAGCCCUGGCCCUGCAGCAGGCGCUUGGGCUUGUUCGUGCUGGGCAGUGCGGUGACAGCCUCUCCAGCUCUGCCCGUCACAGCCCUGGGGUGCUGGUGGGGCACUGAGGGAAUUUUUUAGUUCCUUUUAGAUUUCAGCUUGCACUGAAGGUGAGCCAGCCUGUGCGUAGGUAGUGAUCCUGGCAGUGACUGUCACUGCCCCUUCCCCAGUUGCUGCUACUGACCACGACUGGCAUGGGGGAGGUCCCACCGUCCGGGUUGGUGCCGCAGGACUGGGCAGUUGUUUGCUCCAGAGGUGGUUUUGCCCGUCAACUGCCAGUUCUGGUACAUGAUUGCCUUCACUGUGAUCUUGAAUUAGAAUUUGGGGUUUUUUUCAUGUGCUGUGGUAAAUGACAGAGUUAGCAUUCAUCACGUAACACUUGGUAUUAGAUGACCAGAACAGAAUGGGUUCAAGAACUGAAGCCUGAAAGUUCCAUGUACGGGUAUGCGCUGAGGUCUGCUACAUCACGUGCUCUUACACAUUUUUCUCUCCUGAACAUUUAAGGAUUCACUUUCUUCAUCUGCAUACAGAGCACACACACCGUGUUCUUUCAUCGGUACCUUUUGCUCCUUCAUACCCUGGCUUUGUUUGCUGCAUACGAGUAUUCCAAAAGUUCACACCCUCGUUGCACCCUCAUUGUAUGACACCCUUUUAUGACACUGUGAAA